Molecule: messenger RNA, 1563 nt
Organism: Mucor mucedo
Lineage: Eukaryota; Fungi; Mucoromycota; Mucoromycetes; Mucorales; Mucoraceae
Exons: 1
Coding region: 64-1395 (443 amino acids)
Biological process (GO): SCF-dependent proteasomal ubiquitin-dependent protein catabolic process
Cellular component (GO): SCF ubiquitin ligase complex
Molecular function (GO): protein binding
Source: RefSeq, a predicted model, not a curated record
GUUCUGAGCACUCUUUUAUUCGAAAAGAAGGAAAAAAUAUGUUUCUCUAUACUCUCUUUCUUCAUGUCUUUUAAUCAAUCUUAUAGUAGCGAUAGCAGGAAUAAACCAGUUUCGGAUGAUCAACACAUUGAUUUUUCCAUGGACGAAUUCUGCAAUCUUUUGUUACAACCUCCCAUCGAAUCCAAAUUGUAUAAAGUAAUACCACUUGUAUAUCCUUAUUUGUCAACAGUCGAUAUCUUGGUCUGUGCCAGUGCUAGCUCCACAUUGAACCAUGUAUUUGACUGCGUGUAUAACAAACCCAAUUUCCAACAACUCUCUUAUAUCCACGAUGCACUCUUCAUGUUCAACAAGUUCCUCUUUCAUUUACCUAAAAUCAGAGAGAAGAAUCUAUCAAAAAUCGAAGCGUUAGAUUUAUCCAAUAUUCAGGAGACCUUAUAUGAUCCAGUCAACCCAAAUUUCUUUCGUAUUCUUGUGCAGUACUGCCGUAAGCUCCUCAUACUCGACCUGUCUCAUUCCGACUUCUUCAUGCAUAAAUCCUUACCCAAGCACCACUGGCAAUUACCUCAUUUGACUGUCUUGAAUCUCUCUGAUUGUUCACAGGUCACGGACGAAAUGCUUGUCAGUAUCGCAAGAAGUUGUCGGGCAAUAACCCAUGUCGCAUUGGACAAUCUUACACGACAUAAAGGUCAAGGUUUGGCAGCGUUUGCUUCUGACUGUGAUUCCUUGACCUCCGUUUCGGUACGGUUUAAUACAGCCAUGGAAGACCAAGCAUUAACUGCGCUAGCCAAAUUUCGGCAUAUUCGAUUAUUUACAUUAGACUUGACGGGGUGUAAAAAAAUCACGUCAGUUGGGUUGACCAUGAUAGCUCGUUACUGUGCUCAUUUAACAAGACUUUCAUUAUCACAAACGGUGUGUACAUUAAUCGAAUUACGUAAAUUUACCUGUAUUUUACGAAGUACGCAUGUGCUCGAUAUCUCUGGAUGUAAGCAACUAGAUAAAAAUCAAGUAGCCGAUUGGAUUUGUAACAGCCAGUUUCUCAAACUUAAAGAAAUAACAAUGGAUACAAGUAUAGCGAAUGCCAUUGUUCAGUUUCAAGGAAAAAAUAAUAAUGCAACGACUGUACCUCAUGUGACAAAUCUGACUUUGACGCAGUUGGCAGAACGUACACCCAUGAGUUGUUUGUAUGAGCUCUUGACUGUAUUUCCUAGUUUGGAGCGUGUUUCAUUCCAGCGGGCCUACUUUGAAACGGAUUUUAUGUUAGGGACGUAUCGUGCACCUUCACCAGAAGAUGAAGCUUAUAUUACAGAUGAAAACCUUGAGAGAUAUAAUCGUACACAAACUGGCGUUCAUGCUGUGAUGUUGAAAGAAGAAGACCAAAACCUUUUGCACUGGUGAAAUUUUUGUGACUUUGGCUUAAUAGGAGUCACGUUACAUAAAUUUUUUUUUUUUUUCCUUUGGGUAUAAAUGAAGAUUCUUUUGUUGAUCCUAAAACUUUUUUUUUUUUUUACUUUAUUAAACUUAUUUUGGUAUGUACUUUAUAUAUAUAUAAAAGAAAAAGAGUGG